AUGGCAACCCUGUCCAUGACCUCGACGUUCCGACUGAACGACGGCAACGCCAUGCCGAUCCUCGCCUUCGGCACGGCCGCCACACAGAACUGUAAGCAAGAGGUCCUAACGGCCCUACGUCACUCGUACACGCACGUCGACACGGCCCACGUCUACCGCACCGAGCCGGAAGUCGGCGAGGCCAUCCGCGCCAGCGGCAUCCCGCGGUCUCAACUCUACGUGACUUCCAAACUGUGGGACCCGGACUUCACGCGCGAGGCCGCCUUGCAGGGCGUCAAGAAAUCGCUCACCACCAUGCAACUCGACCACCUGGACUUGUUCCUCCUGCAUAACCCGCGCGGCGGGCCCGAGAGACGGCGCGACGCGUGGCUCGGCCUCCAGGACGCCGUCGACGCGGGCCUCGUGCGGAGUAUCGGCGUGUCGAACUGGUCCGUGAAGCACCUGGAGGAGCUGGCCGGGGACGACCGGGUCAAGAUCGUGCCCGCGUGCAACCAGAUCGAGUUCCACCCGUGGUGCCAGCAGGCCGAGAUUGUCAAGUACUGUGUGGCAAAGGGCAUCCAGGUCACGGCCUUUUCGGCGCUGGCGCAGGGGAAGCGCAUGGAUGACGAGCUUGUUGCCCACUUGGCUGACAAGUACGGCAAGAGCCCGUCGCAGGUCAUUUUGCGGUGGAUGGUGCAGCAUAGGCACAUCGUGCCGAUUACGAAGAGUAGCAAGGAAGAGAGGGUCAAGCAGACGACGGAGAUCUUUGGGUGGGAAUUGGAAUCCAAGGACUGCGAGGAUAUCGACAAGCUGGACGAGGGUAUGAAGGCCAGGAUUGGCGACUGGGAUCCAGACGCGCAUGAGUAG
Molecule: messenger RNA, 846 nt
Organism: Cladophialophora yegresii CBS 114405
Lineage: Eukaryota; Fungi; Ascomycota; Eurotiomycetes; Chaetothyriales; Herpotrichiellaceae
Exons: 1
Coding region: 1-846 (281 amino acids)
Molecular function (GO): oxidoreductase activity
Source: RefSeq, a predicted model, not a curated record